AUGCCUUGCUUGCAACAAAUGCGUUGUGACGUCGUCGUGGACAAAAAGGGCGGAAAGAAGAAUAAGGAAGUGCUCGGAAACGCUUGGAAGAGGAGCAAGCACGAGUUUCAACUUGUGUACGUUGUGCGAUCGUUGAACUACAGCGCCAAAAUGCUGAAAGAUUUGGUAAGGGAGCGACUCAUUACGGCGGCGGACGAAAUCUUCGGACUGUUUGAAACAACGAUCGCGUCGUACGAGGAGCAACUUUGUCGAGCGAGAGAGGAGACCGAGCGACACCGGCGGCAACUUGAAGCUGUUUGCAAGACUCAAAUUGUCAUACGCAUCGAAGAUCUUCAAAGGCUGAUUACUCACCAAGAAGAACUUCCCACUCAGCUGCAAGAGCAGCCACAGCCCCCCAACGUUGAAGAGGAAAAGGAGGAGGCCAGUGUCAGUGUGUUGCCACUGAAUGGCGUUUCUGUGGAAGAGUGUAAAGAGGAACCACCCGAGCCAUCACAGCUUCCUCUUGACACUCUGAGUGGAGACCACAGUGGAGAACAACCACCAGACAUCCCCUUGGGUCCAUUUACACAAAGUGACCACACGCAAGAACCUUUGAGGAGCAACACGGGUUGUGAAGGUGACAGCGAACAGCCGGAAUGCUCUAAAAAGAAGAUGACUCUUGGAAAAAAGAGUCCUGGCAAAACGAGUCCUUGCAAAAGGAGACCUGUCAAAAAGAGUCCUGUCAAAAAGAAUCCUGUCAAAAAGAGUCCUGGCAAAAAGAGUUAUGGCAAAAAGAGUUAUGCCAAAAAGAGUCCUGGCAAAAAGAGUCUUGGCAAAAAGACAACUCUAAAGCGCAAGAAACACCCAACACGUAAAGAAAACUACAAAUGCUCAAUUUGUGAUAAAAGGUUUGCUCGAAACGGACAUAGGACAAGACACAUGAAAACGCACACAGGAGAAAAACCCUUCGGUUGCUCAGUUUGUGGUAAAAAGUUCUCGCGAAAGGAACAUCUGGAAUUACAUACAAGGACACACACUGGGGAAAAACCCUUUGGUUGCUCAGUUUGCGGCACAACGUUCUCUAGAAAAGAAAGCAUGGAAAUACACAUGAGAAAACACACAGGAGAAAAACCCUAUCGUUGCUCAAUAUGCAGUAAAAAGUUCAGUGUAAGGUCAAACUUGGGAACACAUAUGAGAAUACACACAGGAGAAAAACCUUUCCAUUGUUUAGUGUGUGGUGAAAGCUAUGCUCAUAGCAACAGUUUGACUCUACACAUGCGGACACACAAAAAGUAAAAAUAAAGGUUUUACAAUAGUCCUCAUAGAGCUGAAAUAUCCAAAGCAGACCACGUAUUGUUUUUAUUAAAUUUUAAAUAUCUGAAGUCCUGUAAAUGCUGCUUAACUGGGCAGUUAUUCAACCUUAACUCUUUUGAAUGAUAAACUGUCGGGAUGUCACAAUAUUCGCAAUAUCACCAUAUUGCAGUAUUAAAAGUUCCUCGAUCUCAUUGUGGUCUUGUCACGGUAUAAAAUAAUGAGCCGUUGUCCUUUAAAUUUAAUUUUGGGUAUAAGCUGGCAUGUCGCUAAACUGGGCUACUACAGCUCUAAUUUCACUUCCUUGUUACGUAUAUAAGCACCUGAUUCACAACAAAUACACUUAUUGGCUAACUCGCCCACGUGACCGAAAUGCGGCGGUGAAUACGGAAGUCUACAAAAUGUCUACGAAACGGCAUCUGUGCCCCGGCUGUAACUAGGUGAUGUAAGGGCGUGCGUUAAUCGUCCUAUGAAAAGAAUUGUUGAGACAACUGAUGUGAAUUGCAGGACACAUCAGUCAUCAUCACCUCGCCUGUCUGAGAAUCAAUCGAGCGAGACGCGCCCCUCACGUCGGCUUCCGUCCCCUCAAGUGUAACAAAGCCGGGCAUGAGUCCAACGGGAGCCAUUACCGGCACCGAUGUGCCCCCCGUCGGGCCGGGAACGGCUGCGGGUGGGGUACUAGGUCCACCUCCCUUCCGACCUCAGAUCAGACGAGACGACCCGCUGAGUUUAAGCAUAUCACGAAACAGAGAAAAAGAAACUAAAAAGGAUUUCUGGUUAUUUUAUUUAUUGUUACUUGGCUCUUUCUGUAUUUACAGUAUAUACCUGUGUGGGUGUUAAGAGUGUGCUUGUGUUUCUGACUUGACUUGAAUUUUUGCAAAGGAAUCACUGUUCGUAGGCAGUAUCCAAUUUCUAAUGCUAUUUACAAAAUGACAAUAAAUACUGACAAAUUGGUGAACAGACAAUUUCUCAAUUGACAUUUUGUUAUUGUCAACAUAGUGUGAUUAUUGCUGCAGUAAUAAUAGCUUUUUAUACAAAUGUAAACGUUGGCUGAACGGGGAUAGACGUGCACAGUAAAAUAUGAUUUUCAUAAAAACCUGUGGGAAUACACUCAUAAAUGUCUCAAGCCUAUCGAGGACUCGGCCAGCAAGAAAAGGAGAGUUCUUUUGGUUUACCUCUUCGCCCCACCUGUACAGUGAAAAUUUCUGCAAUACCAAUUCCCAUGAUAUCGCAAUAAUUAUCGUACCGUGCGAUUUAAUACCACGAGGAAACUGAACCGUGCAAAUAUAAUACCAUUACAUCCCUAGUAAACUGACUUUUACUGACUAUUUCUAUACACGUGACAGUACAGCAUUAUAAAAUAUGUACCGGUACAAAAAAUUCAAACAUACAAAAUGUAAAGAGAAGCUAUACUUUUAUAGCAGUUGGAUUAAGCGUGGGUCAGUUUUGUAAAAGUAAGUGACGCUGUGUGGCAGCUGAAAAUCAGGUAGCACAUUUCAUUUUUUUUAACGCUUUCACCCUGGAUGCAGUUCGCCUGGAAGUGUAAUAAUUGAUUAGACAGGGUUUCACCUCUUUGAGCUCCUUUGCAUUUUAAGCAACUUUGCAUCGUUCAUGUUUUUUUAUCCAGUAGCUUAGCAAGUUAGCUAGUUGAAAGCCUGAGUUGAACUGUAGUGAUAAAUCAAGACAUAUUUCCCUUUGAGUCUAUAUGUGUCUACAUGCUGCAUCCAUUUAUUGUUGUUUCUUUUCAACAGUGUUUAAUACGACAUGAUUAUUACCAAUAUGUAUUUUUGUAACUCAAGUUGCAUAGUAUGCAAUUUCAA
This is a messenger RNA of Phycodurus eques (leafy seadragon), 3110 nucleotides long. RefSeq names its product zinc finger protein OZF-like. Gene Ontology annotation, molecular function: DNA-binding transcription factor activity, RNA polymerase II-specific; RNA polymerase II cis-regulatory region sequence-specific DNA binding. The transcript has 2 exons. The record is from RefSeq and is a predicted model, not a curated record. Bases 1 to 1275 code for a protein of 424 amino acids. Gene Ontology annotation, biological process: central nervous system development; regulation of transcription by RNA polymerase II. Lineage: Eukaryota; Metazoa; Chordata; Actinopteri; Syngnathiformes; Syngnathidae. Gene Ontology annotation, cellular component: nucleus.